Messenger RNA from Cyphellophora europaea CBS 101466, 1350 nucleotides. RefSeq lists its product as uncharacterized. Lineage: Eukaryota; Fungi; Ascomycota; Eurotiomycetes; Chaetothyriales; Cyphellophoraceae. Bases 1 to 1350 code for a protein of 449 amino acids. The record is from RefSeq and is a predicted model, not a curated record. The transcript is spliced from 2 exons.
AUGGCUGAAGAUGGCUCCAACGCUGACACUGAUUACUUCACCCAGUCUGAGACUUCUCCCAAGCACGGCGAGGCUGCGAUGACUGAGCUGAUGCUGAGUGAGGCAGUCGACAGUGCUCAAGGCCCGCUGUCUGAGAACGACAGCCCUAGUAUCGACUCCAUGGCUGUCCACAUCGGAGGCACCAGACCCCUGGAGAAGCCAAACUUCAUCAACCAAACCGCCAAGAAAGCCGUCGACACCUCGCUCGGCAUCGGUUCUGCUGUUCAGGAUGACGGACCUGACAGAGCUCUCCAGGAAGCGACCAAUAAGUUGAAGGACGUCGAGCUCGACCAGAAGAAGCAGGCGGCUGAGCAGACUGGCGGCAGUACUGUGACCCCCAACCCUACUCCUGCGAAGUCCGCCUCAGCACACACCGGUGUCGAAGUCUUUCCCAUGUCGCCUGACAACACAGAACCUCCUGAGUCCUCCGGCAUCGUUUCAUCUCCCACCCAGGACGUUUUGAAGGGUGCAAGCGUUCCGGGCACUCGUCGCACUUCCAAUGCAGGCUCAACCUCGACCUCGUACAACCAUGCGGCCCUCGCUCGUAUGCCACCUCUUCGUCGCAUGUCUACUGCCGACUCUGCUGUGACGGCUUCCAGCCGCCUGCCUCUCGAGCGCGAGCUGAGCAAUACCUUUGGCUCUGUCGACGAUGUUACUGUCUAUUCUGAGGCGACUAAGAUGCGCUUCACCGAAGACGAUCGUCGGCUCGAGGCCUUCGUCAACCAGAACGAGCGCGAAGGCUUCGUCAAGCAGCCCGCUGACAACAUCCCCACCGAACUUGACGAGAAGCUGAAGCAUGGGGCGUACUCAUUCUCGUGUUCGUUCGGAUGGGUUGGAGACGAGGAAGUCGAUCUCGAGGAGACUCCUCUCAGUCGCGAGUCGUACAUUGAGAAGCUCGACGACGCCAAAGAUGGCAUCCGCUUUGUCGUUCGCGCAGUCAUCAAUUACCAGUCCGAGAUCAACUCGCGUGGUCACCACAAGUUUAAGGCCCAGUUUCUGAGUCACCAGAACCAGGCCUGCAUUGUCGUUCUCGAGCAGCUUGAUGAGAUUGAAGCCCACCUCAACGAUGUCAUCCAGGAGAUUCAGGCUUUCGGCGAGGACGAUGUUGAGCUGAAGGACGAGCUUAAACUUGCAUACACUCACGCUCUCCCCUGGAUUCAGCGGACUCGUCGUCUGAUCUGCGAGGCUCAUGUCUUCUACAAGCUCAACUAUGUGCUUGGUCGUCAGCAGAAGACCACCAAGGCCAAGCGAGCUUUGCCGACCAUCCCAGCUGGCCGCCCUGUUCCUAACUCCUCGCUUGAGCGCAAGUGA